This is a messenger RNA of Aquila chrysaetos chrysaetos, 1883 nucleotides long. It is a transcript of the gene PNOC, whose product is annotated as prepronociceptin. The coding region runs from base 111 to 716 and encodes 201 amino acids. Gene Ontology annotation, molecular function: opioid receptor binding. Gene Ontology annotation, biological process: neuropeptide signaling pathway; chemical synaptic transmission; sensory perception. The transcript is spliced from 3 exons. NCBI's taxonomy places the organism in Eukaryota, Metazoa, Chordata, Aves, Accipitriformes, Accipitridae. Gene Ontology annotation, cellular component: axon terminus; dendrite; plasma membrane. The record is from RefSeq and is a predicted model, not a curated record.
UUAAGCCGGGACACGCCGGAUCUGUUCUGGACAUGAGGAGGCAGCCGCGCUCCUUUUCCUAAAGGAUAAUUUUGGCAGGGAGACUGGGAACAUCUGCUGCCGGUGCCGCCAUGAGGGCUGUGCUCUGGGACCUGCUGCUGCUCUGCCUCUUCGCCCGGGCACGGGGCGACUGCCGGGGGGACUGCCUGCGCUGCGACCGCCACCUCUACCGGGACAGCUUUGAUGUCCUUGUCUGCAUCCUGGAGUGCGAAGGCGAAGCCGUGCCGCGGGCUACCUGGGAGCUGUGCGCCGCCGCCGCCGGCCGAGCUGCCCCGCGGCCCCGUGACCUCCAGGACGCCGGCGAUCCCUGGCACGGCGCGGCGGCGGCGGCGGCGCCGGCGGUGCCGGCGAGCCCGCUGCAGGUAAGCGAGCUGCUGCGGCGACGGGAAGCCGAAGACGAAGGCGUCGAAGCGGCGCCGGACGCCUUCCCGCAGCCACCCGAGGACAUUUCCCGACGACUCGGCGGUUUCCCGCGGGGGACGCGCGGCUCGUGGCCGGCGCCGACGGCCAGGGGGGUGCAGAAGCGAUACGGGGGCUUCAUCGGGGUCCGCAAGUCGGCGAGGAAGUGGAACAACCAGAAGAGGUUUAGCGAGUUCCUGAAGCAGUACCUGGGCAUGUCGCCCCGCUCCAGUGAGUACGACAUUGCCGGCGGCAUCAGCGAGCACAACGAGAUCUAACGGAGACCCGCGCCGCCCGGCUAGGUCCGCCAUGGCCAAAAAAGUCAACCCUCUACCCCUCUACACCACAUGUCCAUAGGUGCAAAUUAAAAAAAAGGGGGCCAAAAAAAAAAAUAAAAAAAAUUUGGAAAUGGCUUGAAAAGGUCGAAUUGGAGACCGGGGAGGGAUGCUGAGGGCGGCUCGUCGGCAUCUCGGCAUCCGGAGGGUGCUCGGGGAAAGGCCCUUUGCUGUCAGCCUCCCCCCGCCCCGCCAGGGAGGAUGGGCAAAAGGGUUUUGUCCUCGGCUCCAAAUAGGUCUGAAGGAUGGUUCAGCUCCCCCCAAAAAGCAGGGGAAAAAAAAAAAAUCAAAAAAAAGUAGAAAAUCUAAAAAUAAAAACAUUUCAAAAAUUGAAAAAUUAAAAUAAAUCUUAAAAUCUGAAACAAAAAUUUAAAAAUUACAAUAAAGUGGAACCGUUUCCUUUUAGAAAUUAAGUAAUUCCUCCCAGAACGCUCCAGCUUCAUAUUGCCAAAUUGAGCAGCGGGUUAACCCCGCGCUGCUGCUCCCUGGGGACCCGCUUGUCCCCCCCCACCCCGCUACCACCGGCUCCACGCUGGGAUGCUCGGAGCCCCCGGUCCCUCGACCCUGCAGCUGCUGAGACCACCCAUCCCCACCCCUCUUCCCACCCCAAAUUUACAAUUUGGGAGAAUUUUAAAACUUUUCCCUUUUUUUUUGGUUCUUUUUCCUUUUUUUUUCCCCCGGGUGGCAUCUCCCUAAAUUAGGGGAUGCACCCCCAGUCCCGCAGCCCCUGGGAGAGAGCCCCCCCGCUCCCUCCGCUCUCGGCUCAGCUGCUUUUUUUUUUUUUUUCUCCUUUUUUUUUUCUCCUUUUUUUUCUUCUCUUCUUUUUUUUUCUUCUUUUUUUUUUUCCUUUCUUUUCUCUAUUUUUUUUAUUUUUAUUUUUUUAUAGCGUUCCGGCACCGCAUCCCAGCACCUUCCGCCAGGCACAGGCAAAAUUAACCCUGCUCCUGUCCACCCCAGCAGCCUCCAUCCUCUCUCUGACGGACCCCAAAGCGCUUCAGACUCGCACGCGUUCAGAAAUCACUUUGCUCUUCACUCACUAAGCCAGAUUUAAACCAGGACCCGACGAAUUUCUGCCUCCGCCGGCGACGGGAGCGAGACGCUGCGGGGAGG